GCCGUGUAUAGUAAUAUGGCCGAGCUCGGGCGUGUUUUUAAGGUCCAGCGCGGCCCAGUCCGGCCCGUUGAAAGCCCUAGUUGGGCCACGUUUCUCUCGAUAGCCAUUUCUCAUUUCCUCCAGCAAAUAAGCAGAGCUUUCUCCAUCUCUGUCAUGGCUGCUGCUGCUGCUGCAAAGAAAACCCGAACAGCUUGCAACCUUUCCCUCAUCAGAUCUCUCCUCUCUUCAAAACCCCGAUUUCUCACCACCUCCGUCCAUUCCUCUGCUCUCCCAACCCCAGAAUCCGCUCCUUCCUUCUCUUCCUUAGAUGUUACUAAUCAGAAGACCGAUGAAAGCAUCUACAUCAUGGCCCCACCCAAACCCAAAUCCCAAGAGUCUUCAUCAUCGGUGACGAUGCCGAUGUCGUUCAUGACUGGUUCGAUCGUCGGGAAGAGAUUCUACAAGUCGGCGUCUACUAGGGAGGCGGACGACGGGAAUGGGUGGUCCGUCAUGCUCGAUUACCGCACCCUCAAGACGCCCUCCAAGCGUCCGCUCAAGCUCCCAACUCUCGCCCUCGCCCAGGCCAUUGCCGCCGAGUGGGAAUACCAGCAAACAGAUGGAAUCAGACCCUUCACAAUGCCUAUCAUGAAGCUUGCUUGUACUGCAUUGGAAAGAGUUCCACUCACACGAACAAAAAUCAUCGAGCAUUUGAUGAAAAAGCUUCAUCAAGAUUUGGUCUUUUGUCGCUCUCCUGGAGAUAGUGAUCUAACAAGCAGAGUCCUUGAACAACAAGUGGAGAAAAUGGAUCCCUUACUCAAUUGGGUGGAAUCAGAAUUCGGCUUUAAGCCUAUAGUGUACUCUAGCUUUUUCGGUGGAAAGCAGGAAGAUGGUCUCGUUAGUGCCAUUGAAAGCCUUCUGAAGAAAACAAAUGACUGUGAAUUAGCCGCUAUCGAUGCAAUUGCUGCAGCUGCACACUCUCUGAUCAUUUCUAUCGGGAUAUUUCAUGGGAGGCUGCAAAUUGAGGAGGCAAUUGAAUUGAUUAGGCUUGAAGAAGAUUUGCAGGUUGAUCGGUGGGGGCUGGUUGAAGGUGGCCAUGAUGUCGAUAUUGCAGAUCUUAAGGUGCAAAUCUCAUCUGCAGCUGUCUUUCUAGGACUUUCAAGGAGAUGAGUGGCUUCUCUUCUUCCUGUUGUUUCUUCUAUGAAAUCUUUAGGUGCUUCUUAUAAAGUUUUGGUUAUAAGUGCAUGUUGAGUGACACUUGGGAUUAAGCAAUAAUCAUCCUUGAGUUUAAAUGCACCUUUUACUGAGGUUAGUACCAUAAUCAGUUGCAAGUUUAAGCUGUGACUGCGUUCAACCCCUAA
Molecule: messenger RNA, 1337 nt
Organism: Magnolia sinica
Lineage: Eukaryota; Viridiplantae; Streptophyta; Magnoliopsida; Magnoliales; Magnoliaceae
Exons: 4
Coding region: 16-1146 (376 amino acids)
Biological process (GO): mitochondrial proton-transporting ATP synthase complex assembly
Cellular component (GO): mitochondrion
Source: RefSeq, a predicted model, not a curated record